Messenger RNA from Periophthalmus magnuspinnatus, 5193 nucleotides. It is a transcript of the gene ankrd44, whose product is annotated as ankyrin repeat domain 44. The transcript has 28 exons. Gene Ontology annotation, molecular function: protein binding. NCBI's taxonomy places the organism in Eukaryota, Metazoa, Chordata, Actinopteri, Gobiiformes, Gobiidae. The coding region runs from base 406 to 3669 and encodes 1087 amino acids. The record is from RefSeq and is a predicted model, not a curated record.
CCUCCACUUCUGCAUCUGAGAGGAGCUCUAGCUGUAACUUCCUGUGUGAUUUGUGCCCAGCUGAGCGCAGUCUGCGCCUCUUCAGGGGCAGGAGGAGCGGCUGCUUCCGUGUGCGGGAGUCCGGGAACGUGCGGGAGUCCGGGGACGUGCGGGAGUCCGGGGACGUGCGGCAUUUGUGCAGAGGAGGCGCUAAAUGUGGAUAGUUUCCACGGCUGGGUCAGGCUGCCUCCUCUCCUCCCCGCGGCAGCUCCGUAGCCGCAGAUAGCGCCCGUGGAGCGGGGCUGAUGGCCGUGGAGCCCCGGGCCUGCAUCAUCCGCUCCGUCUGAAGAGCCGCGGGCCUGAGCCGAGUCCCGGGCCCGGUGACGCGGAGGGUCGGGGUUUGGAGAGCAGCGGAGCCCGGAGUGAAUGAAGAGCGGAGCAGAGAUGGCUGUGCUGAAGCUGGCGGACCAGCCUCCUCUCAUCCAGGCCAUCUUCAGCGGAGACCCUGAGGAGAUCCGUAUGCUCAUUUACAAGUCUGAAGACAUCAAUGCACCGGAUUCAGAAAAACGCACACCGCUCCACGCCGCCGCUUUUCUUGGCGAUGCUGAAAUCACAGAGAUCCUCAUUCUCUCAGGGGCCAGAGUCAAUGCCAAAGACAACAUGUGGCUCACUCCUCUUCAUCGCGCCGUGGCCUCUCGCAGUGAGGAGACGGUGAGCAUGCUAAUCCGUCACUCGGCCGACGUCAACGCUCGGGACAAGAACUGGCAAACUCCGCUGCACGUCGCCUCCGCCAACAACGCCCUGCGAUGUGCCGAGGUCAUCAUCCCGUUACUGAGCAGCGUCAACGUGUCGGACCGAGGAGGGCGCACCGCUCUGCACCACGCCGCCCUCAAUGGUCACACGGAGAUGGUGAACCUGCUGCUUUCCAAAGGAGCCAACAUCAACGCGUUUGAUAAGAAGGACAGCAGAGCCUUACACUGGGCCGCCUUCAUGGGUCAUCUGGACGUGGUGUGUCUGUUGGUGAGUCAGGGGGCAGAGGUCAGCUGUAAGGACAAAAGGGGCUACACUCCGCUCCACGCCGCAGCCUCCAGUGGUCAGAUCGCCGUGGUCAAGCACCUGCUCAACCUGGCUGUAGAAAUCGAUGAGGCGAAUGCGUUUGGGAACACGCCGCUGCACGUGGCCUGUUUUAACGGUCAGGACACUGUGGUCAACGAGCUCAUCGACUAUGGGGCCAACGUGAGCCAGCCCAACAACAAGGGCUUCACUCCCCUGCACUUCGCCGCCGCCUCCACCCACGGAGCGCUCUGUUUGGAGUUUCUCGUCAACAACGGGGCCGAUGUCAACGUGCAGAGUCGCGAUGGAAAAAGCCCUCUUCACAUGACGGCUGUACACGGGCGCUUCACCCGCUCACAGACGCUCAUUCAAAGUGGUGGGGAGAUCGACAGCGUGGACAAAGACGGUAACACGCCUCUACAUAUCGCCGCCCGUUUUGGACACGAGCUUCUGAUCAACACGCUGAUAACGAGCGGGGCGGACUGCACCAGGCGAGGAAUCCACGGCAUGUUUCCUCUUCAUCUGGCCGCCCUGAACGCUCACUCGGACUGCUGCCGGAAACUACUGUCCUCAGGUCGGAGGUUUAGCAUUUUGUGUAACGACUCGGUCCUGUCCGCAGGCUUCCAAAUCGACACGCCGGACACUCUGGGCAGGACGUGUCUGCAUGCUGCUGCUGCCGGAGGUAAUGUGGAGUGUGUGAAGUUGCUUCUGAGCAGCGGUGGAGAACACAACAGGAGGGACAACUGUGGAAGGACCCCCCUCCACUACGCAGCUGCCAGUCGUCAUUAUCAAUGCCUGGAGACGCUGGUGGCCUGUGGCACCGCCAUAAACGCCACGGACAAGUGGGGGCGCUCCGCUCUGCAUUACGCCGCUGCCUCCGACCUCGACAGGAGGCGUCGAGUCGCUCUGGAGCCCGAGAGCGAAGGAGUCCAGGCCGAGAAGGAGAAGGAAGCAGCUCUAUGUUUAGAGUUCCUUCUGCAGAGUGGAGCCACAGCGUCUCUCAAAGACAAACAGGGCUACAGUCCUGUCCACUACGCCGCUGCCUACGGUCACCGGCACUGCCUCAAACUGUUGCUGGACAGAGAUGACAGUCUCCAAGAUCCAGAAUCACCAAAUGCAAGAAGUCCUUUGCACCUGGCUGCGUACCACGGCCACGCCCAGGCGCUGGAGGUGCUGUUACAGGGGCAGAGGGACGUGGACCAGAGGGACGAGGUGGGCAGGACUCCUCUGGCUCUGGCUGCACUCAGGGGUCACACAGACUGCGUACACACCCUCCUCAGCCAGGGGGCGUCGCCGCGCACCACCGACAACCAGUACAGACGCAGCCCCCUCCAUAUGGCAGUAAUGAAUGGCCAUACGACCUGUGUGCGCCUCCUGAUGGACGAACCUGACGGUGCAGAGCUGGUGGACGCCCCGGACGCUCAAGGACAGACUCCUCUGAUGCUCUCCGUAGCGGGAGGUCACGUUGACGUCGUCUCUUUGUUGUUGGAGAGAGAAGCGAACGUGAACAUGGCCGACACCCACGGCCUCACGGCUCUGCAUUUAGGGCUGCUGUGUGGUCAGGAGGAGUGCAUCCAGUGUCUGUUGGAGCAGGAGGCGUCCGUCCUCAUCGGAGACUCCAAAGGUCGCACUCCCAUACACCUGGCUGCGGCCCGGGGACACGCCUCCUGGCUCAGUGAGCUGCUCGGGAUGGCCUGCUCCGAGCCGUCGGCCCUGCCCCCUCUCCGAGACCUCCACGGGUACACGCCUCUGCACUGGGCCUGUUACUACGGCCAUGAGGGCUGUGUGGAGGUUCUACUGGAGCAGAAAGGCUGUCGCUGCAUCGAUGGAAAUGCUUUUACUCCUCUGCACUGCGCUGUAGUAAAUGACCAUGAGGCUUGUGCGUCACUACUGCUCGAAGCAAUGGGCUCGGACAUCGCCGGCUGUAAGGACGCUAAAGACCGGACUCCUCUUCACGCCGCAGCCUUCUCUGGUCAUGUAGACUGUGUUCAGCUGCUGCUUUCCCAUGAUGCACCUGUGGAUGCGGUGGAUCAGUCUGGACGCACUGCUCUGAUGAUGGCUGCAGACAAGGGAAAGGUGGAGGCUCUAGAGGUGCUGUUGACCGGCGCCAACGCAAAUCUUACUCUCACAGACAAAGAUGGCAACACCGCACUGCAUCUGGCUUGUAGUAGUGGGAAGGAGGAGUGUGUUAUGUUGAUUCUUGAAAAACUCUCAGAUUCCACACUCAUCAAUGCAACAAACACUGCGCUGCAAACUCCUCUGCAUCUGUCUGCUCGCAGUGGUCUGAAGCAGGCCGUCCAGGAGCUGUUGUCCAGAGGGGCCAACGUCCAGACAGUCGAUGAGAACGGUUUGACUCCUGCUCUGGCUUGUGCUCCUAGCAGAGAGGUGGCUGAUUGUCUGGCUCUCAUUCUGGCUACCAUGAUGCCUUUCUGCUCCCCUUCCAGCUCGGGGGCUCCCUCUCCAGGUGCCCUCCUGAGACAGCUGCCCCCUCACGGAGGUAAAGUCCCACCCGCCCUCACCCCCGCCGCCGCCGCUGCCGCCGCCUGUGCCCGGGGUCAGCGCAGCCCCAGGAACCCCUCGGGACCAUCCAGCGAAGGAACCACUGAGAACGACUCAGAGGAUUCGGAGACGUUCUGAACCUCCUCCCUUCUACCUCGCACUAUUUAGACUUUUUCAAUUUGACAGUGUUUCAGAGGCAGAGGGUCCGACGCGGCCGCUGUACCUUCUGCGCCAGUGAUCCCUGCUGUUUUUACCUGCACUGCUGAGGUCUGACUGCGGCGGUCCCUCGUACUGAACAGAACAAACAGGGUCUUCUUCGUGCUCGCGCCCCCCUUCCCUCCACGUCCUCUCUGCUCACGGGUGCUUCGAUCCAAAACGACCUCGGUACAUCUGUCUUAAGCCAUUUUUACCCGUUUGUAUAAUUAUGUAGAAUUCUAGGCGACUGCAGUGUAAAUCUACUCUUUUUUUAAUGUUUUCAAACCAAAUAUUUAAAUACCAACCGCAGAUAAAAAGGCAUGUUGAUACAGAAUCCAGUUUACUAUUGGCAACAACCAGGUUUGAUCCGGCGCAAAAGAAAAAUUCAAAUCUGUCACUGGACAAAAAGUCGUAGGAGUGAAGACGUUUUUUUUUGGCUGCUCCCUUCAGACAGAUAUAAGGCAGUGUCCAGCAGUAAUCUGACUAAAACUUACUCUCCACGUGACAGAUUUGAAGUUUUCUUUUACUGAACUACUGUAAGAAAAACAAAAGUUGUGUCCUCCAGCUGGAAUCCCUUUCGUUUUGCAGUCAAUGCUUCCUCCUAAACCAUUUACACGUACAUCCUCCUACAUUUACUAUCACAUUGUAUAUAAAAUAAAUUCGCCUAAACAGGGUCGGUACUGCACUCGGCUAAAGAGGUACUGAGAAAACAAAACAAAACAAAAAAAAACAAAAAAUCUAAAUAUAAAAGCGAUUUCUGGAAGAUGCUGAUUGGCUUUUUGCACUUGUGUAGACGACGGUAGCCAGGGUUUCCCCCAUUUGGGCAGCUCCAAAUGUCAUGCAAGUCUUACACGCAAACACCUUAAGAUGCCAUUAUUAAUGUAGUUAUUUAUUAUACAACUUUUUGAAGGUACAAAAGAUACUGCCAGCACUUAAAUGUAACACAGGGCCUCGUCCAGUCCUCGCCACAGACUGUGUAGAGACGUGGACAAAGGGAGUGUGACGUCACCCACGGCGUUCAGCUCCAGACGAAUGAAGCUCACGGAGGCUAGAGUCGCCCGUGAUCACUUCCUGUUUGUAACGGGAGCGGCGGCUAGCACGUUAGCUAUGUCCACUUCUAUAUACAGUCUGUGGUCCUUGCGCUCUACCAGCUGUGUGCCAUGUCCCAUUUCCAGUGCCUUGUUCAAUCGUUCUCAUUUUGAAACAUUUUGGAGGUAAAAACGACACCUUAAAGAGGCAGUUUACCCUCAUCGUCACGGCCCUUGAACUUAUUUAAACUUUUGAGGAACUGGGUUUGAUUUUCUGUAUUUAUCCAUUUUGUAUUACUGUGUUUGAGUUCAUCUACAGCACAAGAUUUGAGAAGUACUUCGAACUAAAGACGCCACGGCUCCCCACUGUAUAUUAAACCAAAAGUAAAACCACGUACUACAAGAUGAUGUAAGAAGGUGAACUGCCUCUUGUAGAAAA